AACCCGGAAGUAGGGGGUAAACCCUGUGCACUUGAAUGCAGCAUAUGGUGAUCAUGAAGCCUGGGGGACUUUCGUAAGAGCUGAACGUGAUCCAGGUCGCUGCUGAGGCUUUAAGACACGACGUGCAAACCAAAAACAGAGAUUUAUUCCAAAGUAGAAAUGGUUCGGUUGAGGAUAUUAGCGAGAUUAACACUGUGAUGACGCGGUGCAGUGAGCAGAGAAGUGUGAUCCCUGCAGCUGCGAUGCUCUUCUUGUUUUGCAGGUUGAUUACAUGGUUGAAAUGAACGGUUCCUGCUAUGGCGAGAGGUCUGUUUGCACGGGCCUGGAUCACCAAGUCUUACCUCUUUCACGUCCGGCUGUCGUACGUGCGGGUGAAGUACCUGUUCCUCACCUGGCUGGCGGUGUUUGUGGGGAGCUGGGUGGUGUACGUGCAGUACUCGUCCUACACAGAGCUGUGCCGAGCGCACGAAUGCUACAGCACCAUCUGCGAUAAAUACAGAGCGGGGGUGAUCGACGGCGCUGCCUGCAGCAGUCUGUGUGAAAAGGCCUCGCUUUAUUUCAGGAGGUGUCUCUCCAGCAAACCCAACAAUCAGGUGUACACGGCGAGCUGGGGCGACGUGGAGGCGGUGAUCAGGUGCUGGCCGGGCGACGUGCUGCACUACGAGCUGGGAGAAGAGCUGGAGCCGAGGAAGGAGCCGACGCUUUUCGACAAACCCACCAGAGGAACGUCGGUGGAGAAGUUCAAAGAGAUGGUGCACGGUCACGUGAAGGCGAAGGUCGGAGAGCAGGCCGACCUCACCACGCUGGUCUCGCUGGUCCUGUCGUUUGCGGAUGCCGAUAACGACGGGCGCGUGUCUCUCCCGGAAGCCCGAUCGGCGUGGGCUCUCCUGCAGCUGGACGAGGUCUUACUCAGCGUGGUUCUGCAGGGACGCAGUCACACUCCCAAGCUGCUGGGUUUCUGCGGCGACCUGUACGUGGUAGAGCGAGUCGCAUACACGCCGCUGUACGGCCUCGAUCUGUCGCCGGCGCUCAAACCCUGGAUCACGGCUGUGGUCGGUCGCGGCCUGGACCACUUCUUCGCGCCGUCGUGGCCUCGCAAGGUGAAGAUCUCGAUCGGGCUGCUGGAGCUGGUGGAGGACGUUUUCCACGGGACGUUCGGCUCCUUCCUGCUGUGCGACAUGAAGCCGGGAAGUUUCGGAUACACCGAGCGCUACGAGCUGCGUCUCCUGGACGGGCGACACGUCGUGCCGGAGGAGGCCUUCAGACGUGUCAUGCGAGUUCGGCCGUGCCAGGAAGACUCCGACUGCGUGUACAGCGGCGAGUGUAGGGCAUCGUGUCGCCGGACCGAGCGGCGCUGCGGCGCCGAGCCGAGCCGGACGAACCUGGCUCGGGCCUGCAGCGCGCUGGAGGACUUCCUGCUGCAGGGGGCGCCGGCGAGCCUGCGGGACGAGCUGGAGCGACAGCUGAACGCCUGCAUGGAGCUCACGGGCUCCGGCGAGCAGAUGCAGAUGGAGCACUCGCUCAUCCUCAACAACCUGAAGAUGCUGCUCUGGAAGCAGAUUUCGCACACCAUCGACUCGUAACACCGCACACACUGUGAGCUCGCCGUGUGCUGCUGUGUGUGUGUGUGUGUGUGUGUGUGUGUGUGUGUGUGUGAGGUUUUUUUUUUUUGUUGUUGGUGUCCCACACGCUGACGUAACGAUUGUGUCACUCUUUGAACUCUCCUACUUCCUGUUAUUCUCCGACACGCCGAUCAAAGGUGCUGCUUGUAAUAUUAUGAUAUUUAAAAGCGUUAUUUUUUCCGUUUAUAAUAAUCAUUUGAAUUCAAUUCACCACGCAAGCCAUCUCGCGUACAUAUUUCAGCGUUUCGGUAUUUGCUGGAAAUUAACCCCGCCCCUAUUUAGAAUAGAUUUUCUCGGCUCUGCCCUCUUCCCGUAAAAAAAAAAAAAAAAAAAAAGAAGCAACGUGAAAACUCGCCUCCUAGGCCUGGCGUGCACGAAAACUUCUUCUAAAUCCUUUUGUAGGGCGCUAUUACUUUUGUCUUCACUGAACAGUUGGCGUAAUCUGCAUAUAAAAUCGCAGUAACUCCUCACGAAUUUCAUAGGAUAGGACAGGAUAGGAUAGGAUAGAAUCCCCGCCCCCAAACUAACCUCAUGCUAACGGUUUACGAAUAAAUUAUUUCGUACCAAGCUUGAGAAAUGAAGCCUAAUUAACAUAUUCAAAUUAUUAUUCCGAACGGUUAACAUUUUAAGUGAACCAGGUCACGUUCUGCCCACAGGACAGCUUCGGGACAUUUUCUAUCAUAAACCUGGAUCAAAGUUGAGGCGAUGAUGAUGAUGAUGGUCCGACAACUGGCAUAAAUAUUGGAACAUACUUAAUAGCAGGAGAGUUUAAAUGACGACAGUAUCUCGUCUAACAUCAGCUCAGAGAGUGUGUGUGUGUGUGAGUGUGUUUAACACAUUUGUGCCAUACGCGAGUGAUCACUGAUCAUUCUGGGCUUUUUUUUUUUUUUUUUAAUGAAAUGAAACAAUUUGCAUCCGUUAAUUAAAGAAAAACGCUGAAGGAUGCACUAACGAUGACGUAGAGGUGCGUACGGGACCGGAUUUAAAUUCCCGAUCCCGCUGUAGAACGUUUCUCCGUACGGUAUCUCAAAACGUUAACCUCCAUGACCUCGACCAGGAUAAAGAAAAUGACUGGAAACACGCGUUGCAGGAAUCCACGCCGAACGACUCGGAUAUUCCGAUUCGUUCCGUAUAAUUAACGCGCCAUCUUCGACUGUGCAGCGAAAUGCGACGACGUCGCUCUGUUUUCUUAUCGGUCGCUGGUCAUCUACAAAAACGACAAACACCGUCCCGAUAGCGACAAAGCGGGUUGUUGCCCUCGCGUCAUCUCUACUUACAGAGCGCUGCAGCGGCGCUUUAGUCCUUUAGUCUGUCCAGCUCUGUCGCCUUCUCGUCAGGAUCGGACAACGCCAACGCCAUGGCUUCGUCAUCUCAUACAUCGCCAACUAGCUGCGUUGCAUCCUGGGACGUUUGAACCGACAUGUCCGCCGGAUUUCUCAAUCGAUUUCUUUGCCUAAUAUCAGUUAAAAUAAAUAAAUAAAAAAUUACGCCAAUUUUCAUUUCCAACGCUCAAUUCUAUUGAACUUUUUUUCUCUCGUCCUGUGGAAUCUCGGUCCCGAUGCACACCUCUACUACAAAACUGUGAUGGUCUCUUCCGAGUCACGUCUUGUUUUUUUUUUAACACACUAUUAGCGCUGGGAUCCUCGUUCUGCAUGCUGCCGUUACAGUCCACGUACGACUUACACGAAAAGGGAGAGACGACGUUCUCAAAGCGGAGACGUCGUCCGUGCCGGCUCUACGUCUCUACACGUCUACGCUGUCAGGUUUUUCAGACACGUCUGGAGGGAAGAUAAACCACAGUCUGAUCUCACUCGGGUUUUAGGAUUGGACUCUAUUAGACGUGUUUUUUUUUUUGUUAUGUUUAGUAUUCGCCUCCUGUCCUGUGCCAUCACGUGUUGCUGAACAUCGCCGCUGCUGGUUAAGGAUUAAAAACUGUUCUAUUUUAAAAAGGAAGUAUAAAUGCAUGACUUUGCACAUUAAAGUAUUUUGUCGCA
This is a messenger RNA of Ictalurus punctatus (channel catfish), 3616 nucleotides long. RefSeq names its product divergent protein kinase domain 1Aa (gene dipk1aa). The transcript has 5 exons. NCBI's taxonomy places the organism in Eukaryota, Metazoa, Chordata, Actinopteri, Siluriformes, Ictaluridae. The record is from RefSeq and is a predicted model, not a curated record. The coding region runs from base 297 to 1583 and encodes 428 amino acids.